Protopolystoma xenopodis is the source of this 1035-nucleotide messenger RNA. NCBI's taxonomy places the organism in Eukaryota, Metazoa, Platyhelminthes, Monogenea, Polystomatidea, Polystomatidae. The record is from the annotation of a GenBank genome assembly.
UACAAUGCUCCCUUUCGACGACCCAUUCAAGAGUGGGUGCAAAAGUUGAGCACUACCAGCGAGGUUCUGGAGAUUUGGAUGCGAGUUCAGAAUCUCUGGGUCUACCUGGAGGCCGUGUUUGUGGGUGGUGACAUUGCAAAACAACUGCCGGCCGAGGCGAAGCGAUUUCAGGCCGUGGACAAGACCUGGGUCAAAGUGAUGGAAAGGGCUCGCGAUACUCCCAACGUGUUGACCUGCUGCGCUGGAGACCAGUCACUGUUAGAGCUGUUGCCAAGGCUGCUGAGUCAGUUAGAAUUGUGUCAAAAGUCGUUGACUGGAUAUUUGGAGCGUAAGCGACUUCUCUUUCCUCGUUUCUUCUUUGUCUCCGAUCCCGUCCUACUCGAGAUUCUCGGCCAAGCCUCCGACCCACACGCCAUCCAGGCCCACCUACUCGCUAUUUUCGACAACAUUAAACGAGUUCAAUUCGCAGAUAAAGCAUAUGAGAUAUUGUAUGCCUUUUCACAGGAAAACGAAAAACUGCCAAUGAUGCAACCGGUCAAAUGCGAGGGACAUGUCGAGAAUUGGCUCACUGUGUUGCUACGUAUCAGCCAAACCUCGUUGCAUGUGCUCAUUCGGAAGGCCUUCUACAGCAUCAUUGAUCCGGCCAACGAUCUGAUAGAGUUCUUUGACAAUCAGCUCUCUCAGAUCUGCCUGAUUGCCAUUCAGAUUCUGUGGACACGAGACGCUACAGAAGCACUUCAAGGGGCCCGAGACAACCCAAAGAUCGUAAGCAAGACAAAUAAGCACUUCCUCGACCUGCUCAAUGUGCUGAUAGGUGAGACAACACGCGAGUUAAGUAAAACGCAAAGGACCAAGUACGAGACCCUAAUUACAAUCCAUGUUCAUCAAAGAGACAUAUUUGACGAUCUGGUAAGCUCCUUCAGUUUCUAUUUCACUUAUUUCUCCUCGAUUGUUAUGCAAAAAUUUACACAAUCUCCUUACAUAAUGCCCUUAAAUAAUUAUAAACCUCGGUCCCGCUUGCCAAGGUGGAGUUGA